Dovyalis caffra is the source of this 585-nucleotide messenger RNA. Lineage: Eukaryota; Viridiplantae; Streptophyta; Magnoliopsida; Malpighiales; Salicaceae. The record is from the annotation of a GenBank genome assembly.
AUGGCCUGUUUGCCUGAUGGUUUAACAGUAGACUUGCUGUAUGUUAUUUUAUGCACAGAAGAAACUUUGUUUAGUAUUAGGAAGAUUUCACUAAAGUACUUGGGUUUUUAUGCUAUGGUGCGAGCGAUGUUAAAGUCAAGGAGAAAGACUAGAGAGCCGAAGGAAGAAAAUGUGACCCUUGGACCCACCGUGAGGGAAGGGGAGCAUGUUUUUGGAGUUGCUCACAUCUAUGCAUCAUUUAACGAUACCUUCAUUCAUGUGACCGAUCUCUCUGGAAGAGAAACCCUUGUCCGCAUAACUGGUGGAAUGAAGGUGAAAGCUGAUAGAGAUGAGUCCUCACCAUAUGCUGCAAUGCUUGCUGCACAGGAUGUUUCACAGAGAUGCAAGGAACUUGGUGUUACUGCCCUUCAUAUCAAGCUUCGUGCUACUGGUGGGAACAAGACAAAGACACCUGGUCCAGGUGCACAAUCUGCCCUGCGUGCUCUAUCCCGUUCUGGAAUGAGAAUUGGUCGCAUAGAGGAUGUGACCCCAAUUCCAACAGAUAGCACUCGUAGAAAGGGUGGUAGAAGGGGAAGAAGGCUGUAA